Molecule: messenger RNA, 597 nt
Organism: Closterium sp. NIES-65
Lineage: Eukaryota; Viridiplantae; Streptophyta; Zygnematophyceae; Desmidiales; Closteriaceae
Source: the annotation of a GenBank genome assembly
AUGCGUUUCAGGAAGAAUAUAGUGCCUUUUCCACAGCCAAUCGGUCUCUGGUACUUUGGCAGGUGGUAUGUGCCGGUAACGGUCUUCUGUGUGGCAGCAAUGAGCAACGCUGUCAACCUCACAGAUGGUCUUGAUGGGCUGGCAGCCGGCACCACUGCCAUUGCAUUCAUUGCUAUGGCCAUUGCCUGCCUUCCCAUCUACCCUGCCAUGGGGGCGUUUGGAGCAGCGAUGGCGGGGGCGUGCAUGGGGUUUCUAGCGCACAACCGGCACAAGGCGGCAGUGUUCAUGGGAGACACGGGCUCCUUGGCUCUCGGGGCGGCGCUCGCUGCAAUGGCUGCCACCACCGGCCUCUUCUUCCCUCUUCUUAUUGUGUCUGCUGUUUUCUUCCUCGAAACAGUUUCGGUCAUGCUACAGGUCUCCUUCUUCAAGCUCACCAAGCGGAUCACGGGCACCGGGUUGAGACUUUUCCGCAUGUCGCCCUUCCACCACCACCUGGAGCUCUCGGGCAUGGCGGAAACCACCGUUGUCAUGCUAGCGUACAUUGCCACGUUCCUGGCUGGAGCUGCAGCAGUCUGGGUGGCGUUGAUUUCAGUUUGA